This is a messenger RNA of Dentiscutata erythropus, 776 nucleotides long. Lineage: Eukaryota; Fungi; Glomeromycota; Glomeromycetes; Diversisporales; Gigasporaceae. The record is from the annotation of a GenBank genome assembly.
CAGUAUCUUUAAGUAUGAUUCCAUAUGUUCCUGGAGAUAUCAAAUCAGGUUUUUAUAUAGCAAAUAUAGAAGAAUCACACGAACUUUUAAAUACAAAUCAAUUUUUGAUUACUAAUUUAUCCUCAUCGGUUUCCUCAAAGAAUUUAAUUUUUAUUGGUGAUGUUCAUGGUUCAUUGGAUGAACUUGAAAUGCUUUUGAAAAAAAUUAAUUAUAAUUCAACAAACGAUCAUUUGAUAUUUGUUGGAGACCUAGUGGCUAAAGGUCCAGAAUCAAUCGAAGUUGUUAAAUUGGUUAAAAAGUAUGGAAGUAGUUGCGUUCGUGGAAAUCACGAUGAUAAAGUGAUACAGUGGAAAGUAUUUUUGGAGAUUUUGGACAGAAAAGGAGUUAAAUUGAAAGAUUAUGUUAAAAAGAAUGAACUACCACCCCAUCUAAAACAGGAUUUAUACGUGGUUCAUGCGGGUCUUUUACCUGACGUACCUAUUGAUCAACAGGAUCCAGAUGAUAUAAUGACCAUGAGAAAUAUCAAAGAUAACGGAAAACCAUCUAAAUCCUUAAAGAAAGGAAAAUCAUGGUCACAUUAUUGGAACAUUGCGCAAAAGUCCUCUCCAACGCCGAAAACAGUUAUAUAUGGUCAUGAUGCAUCACGUGGAUUAAACAUUAAAGAAUUCAGUUUUGGUUUAGAUUCGAGAUGUGUUUAUGGUGGUGAAUUAACUGCUUUGAAAUGGAAUGAAGGAAAAAGUAUUCAUAGCGUUCCUUGUGGACGAUAUACAGAUUAA